ACUGAACUUUUCUCUACACGCGUUUGGUCCUCGAGAAAGUGGCUCCCCUCGAGAAAAUUUUUGACCUCAUUGCCUUUUGUUUUUAUCCCACGAGAAAUAGUUAAUUAAAAAAAAAGAAAAGGAAAACAACAGCAAAAAGUUCAAAAGAAAACCCUAAUAAAAAUAAGCUGCCCAAAUGCACCAUCACAUUUACUUAACGCCUAUAGCAUCUCCCUGACGACGUCGUUUUUCAUCUCUUCCGGCGAUCGUAUCAGGUUUCUCACCGGCCAGAGAUUCUUACCUUUUUUCUACUACUUUUAAUCACGAUUCCAAGGAAUGGACCACUAUGACCUGCAGGCACAGAGAAGGGAGAUGAAGCAUAAGGGAAGAAAUGUGGUAUGGUCGAUUGCAAUGGACAAGUGUCUCAUUGAAGCACUGGCCAUUCAGGCUAAAAAUGGGAAUAAAAUUGACAAAUGCUUUAAUGAAAAUGCAUAUACUGCUGCUUGUAUUGCUGUGAAUUCUCGUUUUAAUUUAAACUUGAACAAUCAAAAAGUUGUUAAUCGUCUUAAGACAAUUAAGAAAAGGUACAAGGUGAUGAGGGAUAUGCUAAGUCAGGAUGGAUUCAGGUGGAAUCCAAAUUCAAAGAUGAUUGAAUGUGACAGCGAAGAUCUUUGGAAAAGACACAUAGCGGCACAUCCUGAUGCAAGAGGAUUUCGAGGAAAACAGAUUGAGAUGUAUGAUGAGCUAAAGAUUGUCUGCGGAAAUUAUCAAGCCCCUAGUCGUUGGGCUAAGAUGAAGGAUGGAAGUCAUCCAACCGGGUAUAAGAAUUUGGAAGAAGAUUCUGCUUCUUUCUUAUCACCAAGUUCAGAUGACUUAAGUGAUACAGAUGGAACAGAGUCAUAUACUGGGCAACCGGAGUAUUUGCAAGAUGGUAGUCAAGAGCCUCCUGUGAUGGAGCCUCUCAGACAACUUCCAAAGCGAUCACGUGGCUCAGAUUCUCUUCAGGAGGCAAUGUUGGCAGUGGCAUCAAGCAUUCGGCGGAUGGCUGAUGCAAUGGAGCGAAGUAAAACUACAAUCAAUCCCUCUGAAUUGCUACAGGCAGUUAUGGAGGUUGAUGGUCUGGAAGAAGCUAAACAGAUGUAUGCAUUUGAGUAUUUGAAUGCUGACCCUAUCAAAGCUAGGGCCUUCAUGACGUACAAUGUUCGGAUGAGGAAGACAUAUUUGUUUAGACAGUUUUGGUGGUGGAAAUGAAUGGUGUUGAGUUUUGAACCUUUUGGUAUAUAAUCUACAGUACUGUGGGAAUACUUAAUGGAUGUUGGCACAUCAAACCUUAUUUCAUUGAUGCUUGGAGGUGAAUGUACAGCUUUCAGAUGUUCAGAGGUUAAACAUAUAUGGCUUGAAGCCACUACUGUAAAGCAACAAUCCGGGCGCUUAUGUCCCUCUUCUUUGAGUGAAGGUAGCUUUAGGUGUAAAAUUAACACUUUUUCUGCCUCUACUCUCCUAACAAGCUCAAGUGUUAUUUUUAUCA
Theobroma umbraticum is the source of this 1507-nucleotide messenger RNA. Its product is annotated as Myb/SANT-like DNA-binding domain protein. Lineage: Eukaryota; Viridiplantae; Streptophyta; Magnoliopsida; Malvales; Malvaceae. The record is from RefSeq and is a predicted model, not a curated record.